Aspergillus homomorphus CBS 101889 is the source of this 2685-nucleotide messenger RNA. RefSeq lists its product as uncharacterized. The transcript has 4 exons. The coding region runs from base 1 to 2685 and encodes 894 amino acids. The record is from RefSeq and is a predicted model, not a curated record. Lineage: Eukaryota; Fungi; Ascomycota; Eurotiomycetes; Eurotiales; Aspergillaceae.
AUGGCGAUGGGUGCGUGCGGGUUGGAUAUCCAAUUCGCUCGCGGCUUUGUUUUCGGCCCUCUGGGGGCCAAAAACAUCGAUGCCGCUAAAGCCUCGCUGAGCUGGGGAGUUCCCCUGAACACGCGUCGCAUUCACUGGCUCUCCCCGUCUUCUCGACCGAGCUCGUCUAUCGUUAUCGGAUCUCAGCCUGUGCAUCAUGCGUGGUCUACUGAGUUGGAUCCGGCGGCAACGAGGGAUGCCGGCGAUACCGGUUCAAGCACAUUCGUUUUUGCUGCGCCUUCGUCGUCGGUGACGCCUAGCUCAGCUCAUGUUCAGUCGGCGACUAAGGGGAGUAGUGGUGUAAUUGUUACAUUGUCAGGUCAAUCCUCUGACUCGAGUACCGUCGUUCACCCAAGCACCCCGGUUAACUCGCCCCACAGCAGCAGUAGUCUUGUGUCUAGCUCUACAUUUCUUAAUAACCCGCAUUCUGGCUCUCCUGCGGGACAGUUAAGCUCCUCAGCGGCCGUUGUAUCUCAUUCUUUCACCCUUGCAGUUUCAUCGACUUCGAUCACUUCUGUUACAAGCUCAAAGACCCGAACGAGAUCCACCAUCACUACAUCCCUAUCGUCGACGUCUGAACAUUCCAGAUCCACGGUGGCCACGCGCUCUGAGACCUCUGCUGCGGGUUCGACAAGCUCCACUAGCUCCCAUAUUGCGAUACCCUCUGCAGGCUCAUCAACUCCAGUUGUCUCGAGUUCUUCGUCGAUCGUCUCGACGUCAACUCGCAAUUCCCAGGCUUCGAUGCAGACUACUCAGUCAAGCUCAUCAACAGCUGUUGAGUCAAGCUCUGCCACUGUAUCUUCGACUUCAACUCACACAUCCAAGUCUUCAACGCUAACAAGCCAGUCAAGCUCAGCAAGCGUUCAAUCUGCUUCCCCUAGCAGCACUCAGACAGUCACCACAAGCUCUACAAGCUCUAGUGUCACAACCACCGGAACCGGCAGCAUUACCGCCAGCCCUAGCACGAUCGAGUCUCCCUCCAGCAGCCCAAGCUCGACUACCACUUCUGCCGUCACGGCUGGCCAAUUGUGGUCUACACUGAAGAAUCUGUACAAGCUGGUGAAAGAAGCUUAUCCUCUGAUCAAGAAGUGGAUCAAAGACCCCAAAUCGGUCAAGGCAACCGACGUCGCGAAACUCCUCUAUAGGGUGGUAAAGGUAGCCGACGAUGCCAGCGACCUUCUCGCCCCAUCUGGCGGUUCCAGUAGCUCGGGAGGUAGCUCUGGUGGUGAUGCAUGCGGCGGUGGCGGCUUUCUCAGCAUUGUCAGCUGCCUCUCGGCCAAUGCAGGGAGCAUGGCCUCAACCCUCGAGGGAGCUGCUUCGGCUUCGGGCAGCGAGCUGGACGCUGCGAUCAGCGAGGUCUCCUCUCUUUUCGACACCUUCGAGACUCAAUCGAGUGCUCUGGGUGCUGCUGAGGCCACGUCUUCUAGCAUCCUGGCAACACAGACGGAGCCGGUGACAACCACAAGCAGCAGGUCCGAUGCGACCACCACGUCUACCUCGUAUGCAUCCGCUAGUGCUACGUCCACGAUAACAUCAUCCUCCACAACAAGUUUUACUUCAAGCUCAAGCGCGAGCUCGAGCUCGAUCUCGCAUGUGUCUUCGUCUUCGGUGAAGAGUACAAGUACGACGAAGAAAUCUGCAACAUCUUCUGCGGUCAUGAUCGAGACAUCCCCAUCCUCGUCAAGCACCUCGGCACGGUCUUCGUCUUCCAAGCAGACUGAUGGCAGCACUUCGAUCGAGUCCACAGCGUUGUCAACGGCUAUAAGCCAGUCACGCAGCUCAAGCGUGUCAUCGCCGACGACAACCCACACGAUCACCGUCUCAACAAACAGCACAGCCCAGCAUUCUGCAACCAUCACUCCCUCUCCGUCUCGCAACCAGAAUGCAACAACCCUAAUUACAUCUUACACCAGCGCGACGGCCUCCGUCCCAUACUGCUACAACUACGCGGACCCGCACGCAGGCGCAGCAGGAGUAGACUACUGCAUCUGCAGAGUUGGCAACGACUACACAAGCCUACCACUACUGCCCUCGAACUCGGGAUGCAGCUACACGAGCAUCGCCUUGCCAACGACAACCUCCAAGGCCACCUCCACGACGACAACAAGCAGCGGGCCCUUCACAACAACUGACACAGACGGGGACGUCAUCGUGUGCGCGAGCUCGACACUAAGCUACUUCCAAUGGUCGACCACGACCUUCACCUACACGCGCUGCGCUGGCACCAGCACCACCGUGCACACAGCCACCCACUCCACCACCACCACGAGCGCCACCCCAACGCCCACCGCCCAGAUGCUCAUCGCCUACGAGUCCGACUACUAUAGCAAAUGGGCGUUCUUCACGCCCGACAUGGGCUCCUCCGUCAGCUACUGCCACGACAGCCACGGCGAGAUGAAGGCCAGCGGCAGCAUCAAGGUCAAGAGCCCGCCCUACCCGGAUGGCACGUUCAAGUUGAGUUCUUUCAAGAUCGAUGGUAUGAGCGACUGUGUGUAUACCGGUACCAGCUCGGACCCGGGCACCCUCAGCUGUCCGGAUCUGAGCAGUGAGGUCAAGUGCACUGCGUAUUCGGAUACUGAGAUCCAUGAUUGUUAUGGGUAUGUUACUAUCAGUAUGUUUGUGGGGAAGGUGCUGUGUCAGUGGUGA